Bemisia tabaci is the source of this 1417-nucleotide messenger RNA. Lineage: Eukaryota; Metazoa; Arthropoda; Insecta; Hemiptera; Aleyrodidae. The record is from RefSeq and is a predicted model, not a curated record.
UUGGCAACUCUCGAAAAUUCAUACGGCGUUUUUCCUUAGCACGGCAACAUUGAUAGCUCGACUUUGAAUUUUUGCGAUAGAAUUUUUCAGGGAGUCAUCUGGAUAAGACAAGAUGGCUGCACGUGAACGAUUGAUUUCUGAAAUUUUUACGGACGCAACAAGAGCCGGCGGUUUCGGAGACGAUGUUGAAAAAUUCGUUAGUUUCAAAUCUGCGAACGACAAGGCGGGAAACGCUCAAUAUGCUUCUGCUGUGGAGUUCGGAGAAAUCACGCUGGAAAAGAAAAAUUCCGAACUCGAUGUUCAACCCGUUUUCAUCAAAACUCAGAUCAGGGCCGUGUACCUCUCUCCACCAACAUCCGACGACAUGUUCCACAACGAGGUGUUGUUUUUUACGAAGAUCGUGCCUUUGCUUCGAAAGCACGACACAUGCAACGUCCUGUCGACGAGUUUCCCGGAAUUAGUGUACGGGAAAGCGGUCGGGAAUUCUGAGGAGGACAUCGUUGUCCUGAAGGAUCUCCGCCAAAAAGGAUUCCAGCCGUGCGUUCAUCGAGAGCGCUUGGACGAACGGCACAUCGAGUUGGUUUUGGAUCGAUUGGGCAAAUUUCACGCAUUGUCUUUCACAUGUAGACUGGAGGAUCCGAUGGGAUUUGAAGAGGUGGCGUCACAGAUGAGAGAGCUUGAUCACGCAAAAACAGCGACGGCGUUUGGUGGUUUUGUUUCCAAAGAGGAUUUCAGGGAGGGCCUUUUCCGAGGAAUCAGACCUUUGCAAAAGGAAACCGAGUAUCAAGGAAGGCUAGCGGCUCUUGAGGCAAAUUGCACAAACGCCUACGACCUGUUCGAGAAGUACGUGUACGGAUCUCGUGAUUCAGGUGUCAUAGUUCACGGUGAUUUUCGGCUGGACAACAUGAUGUUUAAGUACGAGGCCGACGGGACACCCAUCGAAGUUGUGUUCUUCGACUUCCAGACGAUCUGCAUCGGCUCGCCGGCGCUAGACAUAUGCCGUUUUAUGAUCUUCGAAGUCCCCACGGACUUAAGACACGCUCGAUGGGAGACAUUUCUGUGUGUUUAUCAUGAUGCACUGGCAAAUCAAAUGAGAGGGCACCAAAACAGAAUACCAUCCAUUGAGACUGUUGAACUGGACAUACGCAAGAAAGGGAUAUUCGCAUACUACAUUUACGCACUAUGCUGGCCGAAUUUAUUCAGUAAUGGAAACGGUCUCGAUUUGAUUUCAGUCCCCAAGUUAGAGGGCUUAAACGAGGAAGAGUUGCAAAAGGCGAUGGAGACGCACAUGCAAAAUGUGCGGGGAUGGGGUGGUCCAAAGGUCACAGAGAUGUUGGCAGAGGUUGUUCGGUUUAUGAUUGAUAAGAAUUUCAUUUUUGAGUAUUAGGUCUAUAUUAUCAUAUAAUGUAAAAAAAAA